Zophobas morio is the source of this 674-nucleotide messenger RNA. RefSeq lists its product as uncharacterized. The coding region runs from base 139 to 624 and encodes 161 amino acids. The transcript is spliced from 3 exons. The record is from RefSeq and is a predicted model, not a curated record. NCBI's taxonomy places the organism in Eukaryota, Metazoa, Arthropoda, Insecta, Coleoptera, Tenebrionidae.
AACGAUUUUUUAACUGAGAAAAAGAGCCAGUUUUUUAAAUUACUAUCCCAGUGAAUUUUGCCUUUUUACCAAGAUUUGCGACAGAACAGUGUGUUUGCAACGUUACUUUACCCCUUUGCACACCGAAAAUCAGUAACCAUGUUUUCGCCAGCAAUUCGUGUGUUCUCACAAGAAAAUGCAGAGACUGUCCCCAAAAAGCCAGGAGCUACUAACAUAGUCACAAGAAAGCCAUUCAUCGAUAGAGCCGUUAAUGCAGCCUCACCUGAUGUGAGAACCCUGAAAUCUGAGCCUUUUAAGAGAACACCAUUAGUGAAAGUUCAGAAACAGCCAGAACUGCUGUUGGACAGCGAAGACGACGAUUUGUUCAUCUAUGACUCCUUUUCUUAUGUAGAAUUUGAAGAUAAUUACAUUGACACACAGUUUUUCUGUGGAAAAAAAUCGCUAAAUAUACACCGUCCUAUCUUCAGUGACCGAAAAACGCCACCGCCAAAACUAGAGUUAGAUGUUGAUAUUUUCAUCAAAAUGCCAGAAUCUAACUUCCGUUUUAAUUCUGAAGACUUUGAUGAUCAACUUCUAGAACUGAGUGUUGAAGACGUAUCACUUCCACAAAUUGACUUGAAUUAAAAUUGUUCUUUCCUCUUGAGUUUACCAAAUAAAUUUCUGAUUAAAUUAUA